UGCCUGGCCGCGCCCCGCCCCCGCCGCGGUGGGGGUCUGGCGCGCUCCCUGCCCGCGGCGCGAGGCCGGGCCCGGGCGGUGGCAGCGCCGGGGGGUGGAGGGGGUGCGGCGCGAGAGCACGCAGGGUGGGCCUGUGGCGGAGAGGGGCGUAGUAGGAGGAUCGGACGAACGGUACGGGGUGAGAGGAUGUGAAGAUGGCGGAGCUGCAGAUGCUGCUGGAGGAGGAGAUCCCGGGCGGGCGCCGGGCCCUGUUCGACAGCUACACGAACCUGGAGCGGGUGGCCGAGUACUGCGAGACCAACUACAUCCAGUCAACAGAUAAGCAGCGAGCUCUGGAAGAAACCAAAGCCUACACAACCCAGUCGUUAGCAAGCGUAGCCUAUCUGAUCAACACUUUGGCCAACAAUGUUCUCCAAAUGCUGGAUAUCCAGGCAUCCCAGCUUCGGCGCAUGGAAUCUUCAAUCAACCAUAUUUCACAAACGGUGGACAUUCACAAAGAGAAAGUUGCUAGAAGAGAAAUUGGUAUCUUGACUACAAACAAAAACACCUCAAGAACUCACAAAAUCAUUGCACCAGCUAACUUGGAGCGACCAGUUCGCUACAUCAGGAAACCUAUUGAUUAUACAAUUCUAGAUGAUAUUGGACAUGGAGUGAAGUGGUUGCUUAGAUUUAAGGUCAGCACACAGAAUAUGAAGAUGGGUGGACUGCCUCGUACAACACCACCCACACAGAAGCCACCAAGUCCACCGAUGUCAGGAAAGGGAACUAUUGGACGUCACUCUCCCUAUCGUACGCUAGAGCCAGUACGUCCCCCAGUGGUACCAAAUGACUACGUGCCUAGCCCAACACGCAAUAUGGCUCCCUCACAACAGAGCCCUGUUAGAACAGCUUCUGUGAAUCAGAGGAAUCGCACAUACAGCAGCAGUGGGAGUAGUGGAGGAAGCCACCCAAGUAGUCGGAGCAGCAGUCGAGAGAACAGUGGAAGUGGAAGUGUGGGUGUUCCUAUUGCAGUUCCCACGCCGUCUCCUCCCAGUGUCUAUCCAGCCCCUGCUGGCUCUGCUGGCACUUCUCCCCUUCCUGCUACCUCUGCUCCUGCCCCUACUCCUCCUGCUCCUGCCCCUCCCUCUGCUGCCCCAGAUGCUGCUGCUGCUGCUGCAGGAGCUCAGCCCCUUGCUGAUGGCUUCACCUCUCCAACUCCCCCUGCUGUUUCUUCCACACCCUCUACAGGUCACCCAGUUCAGUUCUACAGCAUGAACAGGCCUGCCUCUCGACACACCCCCCCAACAAUAGGGGGAUCUUUGCCAUAUCGGCGUCCUCCUUCUAUCACAUCACAGACAAGCCUUCAGAACCAGAUGAAUGGAGGACCAUUUUAUAACCAGAACCCAGCAUCCCUUGCUCCUCCUCCCCCCUCCAUUCUACAGGUAACUCCACAGUUACCACUAAUGGGAUUUGUGGCCAGAGUUCAAGAAAACAUUUCAGAUACUCCUCCCCCACCACCACCUGUGGAUGAGCCAGUGUUUGACGAAUCUCCACCUCCACCCCCACCUCCAGAAGAUUAUGAGGAAGAGGAAGCAGCUGUGGUGGAGUACAGUGAUCCAUAUGCUGAGGAGGACCCUCCUUGGGCCCCAAGGACCUACUUAGAAAAGGUGGUGGCGAUUUAUGACUACACAAAGGAUAAAGAAGAUGAGCUCUCAUUUCAGGAAGGUGCCAUCAUUUAUGUCAUCAAGAAAAAUGACGAUGGCUGGUAUGAGGGAGUCAUGAAUGGAGUGACAGGGCUCUUCCCAGGGAACUAUGUGGAGUCGAUCAUGCAUUACUCGGAGUGAAGAACAGAGAACAGAACACUGCAUCUGCUGCUGCAGGAGCUGUCAGAGCUUCCCAGAUCUUCACCAGCCUCUGGGGCCUCAUCCAGUAUAACUGAAUGAAGGAUAAUUCUAACAACCACUCUUUUGUUGUGGGUUGUUUGUUGUUUUUUGUUUCCCCCCCCCUUCUUUUUCUUUUCAGUUUUGUUGUUUGUUUGGGGUUCUCCCCCCAUUAUAAAACAAUAGUGAUUUGAAUUGUUUGAACAAAUGGCUUUUCCAGCUGCCAUCUGAUGUUGAAUUGAGAUGGCCCAUUCAGUUGUUACAAACUCCUUGAGUAGCUGAUACUUCACUCGAAUUCUGAGGACUGCUGACAGGCUUUGGGAUCUGUCUCAGGAAUCCUGUGUGCACUUGUGGUACUACCCUUGGCAGCAGUGACUGCCCUUAGGAUGUCCUGGAUGCUUGUGGUGAAGGGUUACUGGCCAGUGGACACCCUUCCUGUUUCUACACUACUCUCCUGUGCAGCUGGAAGAACAGUUGUGUGCUAGCAAACACUGGGAUUUCUGCACAGAACCAUUCCUGUAACUGACUUCCAGAUAGCUGGAUACAUCUUUAGCAUAAACACUUCUGCAGCUGCUCUGCACAUGUAGGCUGACACAGGGGCACACAGAGCUGGCCUUUCAUUCACUCACCUUUCAGUUUAGACAAUUAAGAUGGCUGCAGCCCAGAGAACCCUCACCCCAUUUCCUCAUCUUUGAAUGCCACAGAUUUGUUUUGUGUUCUGCACUGAUGUAAAUGCCCUCCUCUCCACAGCAAGCUACUCACCAUGGGUGCUGAUGCUUUAAAUAGAAUUCACAGAUACUGUUGACGGUGAAAGCAAAACACAGUUUACAGGUCCUUCUGGGGUCUGAGGAUAAACUCUAGAGGCUGUGAUUUAAGGUUCAAAUCUAUUCAUGCCUGCUUGCACUAGAGAAACUUAACCCCAGCUUUAGUCUUAUGCACAAUAUAAUCUUAAAAAUCCAAUCAGGUAUUGUAAAUUGGCUAUUUUGUACUUGAUGGCUAGGUUUGCAUAUGUACUGUGAGAGCCCUGUGCAGAGGCAGGACAAACGGCAAUUGUCGUCUUCAUGUCUGUUGCCAAAAUCUCUUCGGUGGAAGUAAAAAGGGCUGUUGUGUGUACUGGUUUCCCAUGGAAAUCCAAGCAGUAACUAGUAGUAGUCUUAGCUCUUCCCCCAGCCCUCUCCAUUGUUUAUUAUAGAGAAAUAGGUAUUUUGAGCUGUACUGGUGGAUCUGGGGUGGAGUAGUAAUACGAAGUGAAGGCUCUGUAGCCCCUUGUCUUGAUAGUUUUAUUUUAAUCUAGUCUCAGUUAAAAAUGCUGCUCAGUGAUUCUGCCUAGCAGAUCAGAGUAAAGUGAUGGCUGUACUAGCCUGCCCUUCGGAAGGACUACAUGUUAUCACUGAGUAAAUAUCAUGCAUUAACAGAGUGAACUGAUUAAACCUCCUGUUGCAGAUCUGUUAGCCUGCAAAUUCAGCUGACCCUGUAUCAUGAGAGUCUUCUGGGCCAGGGCAUCUUUCUGGGCAACUUUUGACUAUCACCUGGCUGAGUUCCAGCUGCCACCAACAGUGGCUUGUCUAAGGUGAGACAGUGCUGCGGCUGUCUUCUGAGGCCUGUGUGGAAACCGGAGCACUACUGGAGCUGGGUUUGUGGCAGUACUGGCAAUGAUACAGGUAACUGAUGUAGUCCCUUUGCUUGGCAAUCACUGCAAUAUUGAGAUGGAAGGUACAGGCUUGGUGCAGACCUGGGCAGGGAGGUACCAUAGCUGCUCAUGGGGGAAGAAAGAGGAAACAAAACAGAUGAGGUGUGUUUGUGAGAUAUGGAUGAAUGUGAUCAUCUGCUGCAAGCUUGUGGAAGAGUGCACUAACUCUUGUGACAGUGUGUAAGGAACUAGUUUGGUUGAAGCCUACAGGAGGUACAGCUUUGAAGAAACUGGUGCAAAGAUGAAAUUGCUUUCUCCCCUGCUCAAUCCACAGCCAUGUAGCAAAAGCACUGUUGUCUUCUUUCCGGAAGCUGACAGUAUUAUUGUUCGGGAUGAGAGCCAGAACAGAUACCUUUCUACCUUUCUCUAUGAAAACUUGUGGCAAGAAUAACAGAAGCAGCCAUGUUCAGUUCCCUCAGCUCAUCAUUCCUCUGGGAGCAAGCCUAGAAACACUGUGCAGUCAUAGAAAUGAGCAUUUCUGGUAUCAUAAGGUAGGUCUUAAUGCUUUUUGCACAGGAAGAUGGUGCUUGCAGCCCAGAUAGCAGUCCAGGCAAUUGAACAGUAGCAAUGCACAAGCCUUCGGUGCUCACAGGGUGGCUGUUUUCCAGGAGUUUCUCUUCCCCUUGGUGUUUGUGGUAAAGCCUGAGCAUAGUGCUCACAUGCUUUGCUAGGACAGCUUAGUGAGUCACUAAGUGAGCUGAACCCCUCUCCCUGUGCACCCGUGCUCUAGCUGGCAGGUCACGUGUUAGUGAAAUAUGUAAGAGCAUGCGCUUGAAUACUUGUGACGGGUGGGUGGGGAUAGUGUGUGCUUCCACUGUGUGUGAUACACACCUGUGUCCUUAAUUUUCCUUCAGCUGCUUGGUCAUCUUGCAAGUCAUCUGUGUUGCAAGAGCAGAGUAGUGUGAGCUCUGGGAAGUGCUGAAUUCUUGCCAAAGCUUAGCACAGAAACAUGAGGCUGCAAAACCUCAGAAGUGAAAUGUGUGAAGUUCCUUAACUGACUUUGGCCUGAUGAACCAGGGCUUAGUUUGUUCCCCGCUGCUAGUAUGUGGAAUUGUCCAAGAGCUGCUGUGGAUGGAAUUUUUGGGUCACCUCCUGCUGGUUUUAUGCUUUAUUAUGCAGUACUAAUGUAAAGAGUUUUAGGCAUAUUUUUUAUUUUGUACAUAUUUUAAUUCUGUGGCUUGUUUGGGGAUGAUGUGAUGUAAUGGUCAUAGACCAGGCCAAGGUAAACAGGCUUUAUAUAUUAAUGUUACAUAGAUUGCAUGCUAGUGAAGUCCGUGGGGGUUGUGUUUCCAGUUUUGUCCCUUGUAUUUCUCCUUAUUCAAAACCUUUUCCCCUGCAGGCUCCUCUUUUAAUUUACAUGUUUACUUUGAAAGGGGGUGGAGAAUGGAGGGGAGGAAACAGCUCGGUAUUUGAUGUAAGUGCGUAUCACUUCACUGAGUUCUGCCACAGCUGAAGGUGUUCAGUAUCACAGACUGUUGAAGCAGCAGUGUGUAUGCAUGAGGGAGAGGUGGGGGAAAGAGACACUCCAGAAUAGCCCAGGGAGUGCUGUAUGACCAAAAUUAAUGUUUCUGCCUUUCUGAGAGCUGCCUUAGCCCAGACAACAGGUUUCAUUAUACACAGAAAUCAGUUAGCAUCUCCAGCACUGUAUUUUGCCUUGGUUUGUUGUAUUGGAGAUAUCUUGCUUGUUCUUGGCCCCAGCAACAAGCUAUUAACAGCUGCCUCUCUGCUAUAUGCCUGCUUGAGAGGCCAGCUGCCCGAGUCUGUCCCCACCUAGUGCUGAAGCAGGCUCUUUGGGUGGGUGCCUUCUUUUCAGCUGAGGU
This is a messenger RNA of Dryobates pubescens (Downy woodpecker), 5369 nucleotides long. RefSeq names its product abl interactor 2 (gene ABI2). The transcript has 12 exons. Gene Ontology annotation, cellular component: lamellipodium. The record is from RefSeq and is a predicted model, not a curated record. The coding region runs from base 195 to 1823 and encodes 542 amino acids. Gene Ontology annotation, molecular function: SH3 domain binding. Lineage: Eukaryota; Metazoa; Chordata; Aves; Piciformes; Picidae.